Leucoraja erinaceus (little skate) is the source of this 1564-nucleotide messenger RNA. It is a transcript of the gene pomca, whose product is annotated as proopiomelanocortin a. Bases 366 to 1313 code for a protein of 315 amino acids. NCBI's taxonomy places the organism in Eukaryota, Metazoa, Chordata, Chondrichthyes, Rajiformes, Rajidae. Gene Ontology annotation, molecular function: hormone activity. Gene Ontology annotation, cellular component: extracellular region. The record is from RefSeq and is a predicted model, not a curated record. The transcript has 3 exons.
AAAAAAGUGUUGUCAGUGGCGGGUGAAGGGCAGAGGGAUUGGAGGGCAGCUGACAUUUCCUGUAUGUGGAAGGUGUUAAUCCCUGAAGAGGGGGUGAAGGUAUCUUCACCUGUUACUCAGCCUCUCAUUGUGCUGCCGUUUCCACCUAGCUGCAGAUAAUCGACCGUGAAAAGGUUAAUUUCAUCUUGCUGACGAGAUGGUUCGAAACACAGAGGCAAAGUGGGGUAUAAAAAGGCUGUUGCGAGAGAGCAGGGGCCAGUGAAGGAGACAAGCGGCUCGAGGAGUCUCUACAACCAGGACAGCGAAUAUCUGUGGCUUCAACAUUUACUGGACCCGACUGCUGCUGCUGCUGCUACUGCCUGAACAUGGUGCGGAGGGAGAUGCUGCUUGCUCUGCUCUCACUAUGGGCUGCAACCUCUGGCCAGCUGCAGGAUUGCUUGCAACGUAGCAAGUGCCUUGAACUGCCAGCGCCAGGACUGAUGGAAUGUCUUGAAAGCUGCAAAGCAGAGACUGUGGAAUCCCCGAUCUAUCCCGGCAACAGCUACCUGCAGCCGAUUGAGGAGAACAUCAGGAAUUAUGUCAUGGGUCACUUCCGCUGGAACAAGUUUGGGAAGAAAAGGGGCAACAGCACAGGAAUAUUGGACAUCAAGCGAGAGGGUGGAAGGGUCAGGGCUAUGAUGGUGCAACUCCCAGCCACAGAACCCGAGGGUCCUGAGCUGCAAAGUGAGGAUAUGGGCACGCAGUUUCCUAGGCUGAAUGAUAAGAGGUCCUACUCGAUGGAACACUUCCGCUGGGGGAAGCCAAUGGGCAGGAAGAGGAGGCCCGUCAAAGUCUACCCAAGUAACUAUGAUAAUGAGUCAGUUGAGAACAUGGGACCAGAACUGAAGCGUGAGGAGUCGGUGGACUUUGACUACCCGGCAGCGAUGUCCUACUUGGGGGAUGUGGAGAUGCAGGGGGAUGCCACGAAGAAAGAUGGGAAGAUUUACAAGAUGACCCAUUUCAGGUGGGGCAGGGGUUCCAAGGGUGGCGGGCAGGGCGGGGGGCCUGAACUUUUGCACCCCCAACCUCUGCUGUUCGGAAACCCGGAAAACAUGGUCCAGGAAAGCAUAGAGAGUGGCCUGCCCGAGGAAGAGGUGAAGAAAGACGGGGAGAAUUACAAGUUUGGACACUUCAGGUGGAGUGCCCCACUCAAAGACAAGCGCUACGGAGGCUUCAUGAAGUCCUGGGGCGAGAAGGGUCAGAAGCCUCUGCUGACUCUCUUCAGAAACGUCAUCAUCAAGGAUGGUCACGACGCCAAAGCUCAGAGCCAAUAGAAGGGUAAAGCUAAAUAGGAAAGCUAGAUGUAAGAGCUAGGAGCUGCCGACAAUCUAUUAGAGCAAUCAUUAAGAAGUUAGAACCUGUCUGUGGCAGUUUCCCUGGAUCAAUCAAUAAAAGAGAUAGUGUUGUACCCGGGCUUUAAGUGCUCGCUGGUCCAGGCCAUGGCUCUACAGAGAUAUUUUCCUGCCUCCUGAGCUGUACAUUAUGUAAAUGGAUCUGAGAAAUAAACUUUUUUUUCGCAAAUGGU